This is a messenger RNA of Pimephales promelas (fathead minnow), 1482 nucleotides long. It is a transcript of the gene tnfrsf1b, whose product is annotated as tumor necrosis factor receptor superfamily, member 1B. Gene Ontology annotation, molecular function: tumor necrosis factor receptor activity; tumor necrosis factor binding. The record is from RefSeq and is a predicted model, not a curated record. Gene Ontology annotation, biological process: negative regulation of neuroinflammatory response; positive regulation of oligodendrocyte differentiation; intrinsic apoptotic signaling pathway in response to DNA damage. Gene Ontology annotation, cellular component: membrane. Lineage: Eukaryota; Metazoa; Chordata; Actinopteri; Cypriniformes; Leuciscidae.
CACUCAGGGGGGUUGUCGAGCAACAUUUCCGGGACGCGCAGCGCGUGAGUGAUGGUCAGUUCGCAUUCAGUCGCGCGGGUCGCUGAAGGAUCAUGUUGAUUCUCAUCUCUCGGUUAUUAUUAAUGACGGCGGUGUGGCGCGUGGCGGAGGGGAAGGAAACACUUCCAUAUAGCUCAAAUGAAAAAUGUGACAACCCAACCACUGAAUAUUACCAUAAAACUAAGAAAAUAUGCUGCAGUAAAUGCAAACCAGGGACACGUCUGGAAGUGGAGUGCACUGCGCAUUCAGACACCAUCUGUGCGCCCUGUGAAUAUGGACAGUACUUGGAUCGAUUUAACUAUAAUUUCAAUUGUUUCUCCUGUCGACAUUGUAAAGAGGAGAAAGGACUGGUUUAUCAUAAGAACUGCACCGCUGAUUCCCAAACCGUUUGCGUUUGCAAGCCUGGACUGACCUGUGUGAACACUGUUUCUGAAUGUGAUCUAUGUAAAAAAUAUCAAUCCUGCAAACCUGGUGAAUACAUCUCCAGAAAAGGAUCACCUAAAGCUGAUGUCAAGUGUGAAGCGUGUCCGUCUGGAUCGUUUUCAAACCACAGUAAUGCUCAGUUCUGCCAACCACACACACGAUGCUAUGGCGGUUCAGUUUUAAGCCCUGGCACCUCUAAAACUGACGCACAGUGUGGAAAGACACCACUUACGUCAACUACAACGACAACACAGGUUUCUGUUCAGACUUCAUCUAAGCAUGCUCCGUUGAAUUUCCCAAGGGAAAAUGUGGGGCGCGUGAACACGACCACCACACCAUCUCUGCUUCCAUCGAGCAGCGUGACGCCGACCACACCUGAGAAUCGAACCACUAUCGGCCCAAACUCGGAUACCUCGAUUCUAAUCUACAGCGCUGUCAUUGCUUGUGGUGUUGUGUUUUUGCUGACGCUGGCAGUGAUGGGGAUUACUUGCAUGUUACGAAAGAGAAAAGGUGUACACAAGGAUCCAAUCACAGGGGGCAAAAAGGUAGAGCAGGAUCUCUCAAAGAGCGACAUACCUGAUUGUCAGCAUCUAUUAACGGCCGACAGGUGCCAGAAGGAGCCGUCCAUGUCUUCAUCGGACAGCCAGAGUCAGCCGGACUCCAGCCAGAGUCACGUCAGCGGAGAUUGGCUGGAACGCACCAGUCAGGAGGGGUCGCUGCCCGAGCUGCCGUCCGUCUCCAGUCCGUUAGUCAAUCUCAGCAUCACGGCCACCUUCAACUGCCAUCUGAACCCGGCGACAGCGUCCUGCUCCAUCCCGAUGAACACAUCUGCACUGACACCCCGCGCUGAAGCUCCGGUGCCGCUUUCCCAAGAGGAGGUGUGUGUGUCCUGCCAGCAAGAGGACGGCAAAGAAGCCCUGCAGUCGGUGCAGGAGAGCGGCCCGUGCACCUUCUGAUCCAGUGUUACCCAUCACGCCGACUGAAAAAAUGGAGACGAGACUUAAAAAAUAACAUUUAUUA